AUGUUUAUCAGAGACUUCGCUAUUUCAGGCCCCAAAGAAGGCCCCGAACUAGGAUUGCGAUGGACGCUCGUGUUCGGCGGUGCUUCAUAUGCUCAUGGUCAUGGAAUAGGCGCAAUUAUCACUUCUCCAAUUGGAUUCCACCUUCCAUAUACUGCUAGAUUAUGCUUUGAUUGCACCAACAAUAUGGCAGAAUAUGAGGCAUGCAUCUAUGGUAUUGAGGCGACCAUCGACUUGAGGAUCAAGAUUCUUGAGGUAUAUGGAGAUUCAACUCUGGUAAUCAGUCAGGUAAAAGGUGAUUGGGAGACUCAGGAUAGCAAUUUGAUACCUUAUCAAGAGCAUAUCAUAAAACUAAUGCCCUACUUUGAUGAAAUAUCUUUUCAUCAUAUUCCCAAGGAAGAAAAUCAGUUAGCAGAUGCUCUAGCUACGUUGGCAUUAAUGUUUAAAGUCAAGUGGAAGAAUAAAGCACCAACUGUCCAUAUUGACCACCUGGAUGAACCAACACAUUGUCCAACAAUCGAGGUAGAUCCUAAUGAUAAGCCCUGGUUCUAUGAAAUAAAUACAUUUACGAAGAAACAACAAUAUUCCGAGGGUAUAUCCUUGAUAAGAAAGCUUUGA
Lathyrus oleraceus (garden pea) is the source of this 615-nucleotide messenger RNA. RefSeq lists its product as uncharacterized. Gene Ontology annotation, molecular function: RNA-DNA hybrid ribonuclease activity; nucleic acid binding. NCBI's taxonomy places the organism in Eukaryota, Viridiplantae, Streptophyta, Magnoliopsida, Fabales, Fabaceae. The transcript has a single exon. The record is from RefSeq and is a predicted model, not a curated record. The coding region runs from base 1 to 615 and encodes 204 amino acids.